AUGAGAAACCACACGAUGAUCACAGAAUUUGUACUCUUGGGCAUAUCGAGCAGCCCAGAGAUUCAGGUUAUAAUUUUUGUCUUUUUACUUAUAACUUACAUAUUAAGUGUCACUGGAAACCUAACCAUCAUCAUCCUUACCUUAAUAGAUUCUCAUCUAUGGACUCCCAUGUAUUACUUCCUCCGGAAUUUCUCUUUCUUAGAAAUUACAUUCACCAGUGUUUCCAUCCCCAGAUUUUUGGGGGCAAUCAUUACUAAAGACAAGACCAUUUCCUAUAACAGCUGUUUAGCUCAAUUGUUUUUCUUCAUCUGCAUGGGUGUGUCUGAAUUUUUUCUUCUGACUGCCAUGUCUUACGAUCGAUACGUUGCCAUCUGCAAGCCUCUUCAUUACACCACCAUCAUGAACAAGAAAAUUUGUAACUUGCUUGUCUUUAGUUCAUGGCUGGGAGGAUUUAUGACCAUUUUUCCACCACUCAUGCUUAUCCUCAAGUUAGAUUUUUGUGCUUCCAAUGUCAUCGAUCACUUCUCUUGUGACUAUUUCCCUAUUUUACAACUCUCGUGCUCAGAUACAUGGCUUCUAGAGAUGAUUGGCUUUUACUUUGCUUUUGUCACGCUGCUGUUCACACUGGCAUUAGUGAUUCUGUCCUACAUAUGCAUCGCUUGCACCAUUGUGAGAAUUCCAUCUGCUAGUCAAAGGAAAAAGGCUUUCUCCACUUGCUCCUCUCACAUGAUUGUCAUCUCCAUCUCUUACGGAAGCUGCAUAUUCAUGUAUGUCAAGCCUUCAGCCAAAGAAAGAGCAUCACUGACCAAAGGUGUAGCUAUUCUCAACACUUCAAUAGCCCCCAUGUUGAACCCUUUUAUUUACACUCUGAGAAACCAGCAAGUAAAAGAAGCUUUCAAAACCUUGGUUCAUAAAGUAGUGUUUCAUAGAAACAAAUGA
Otolemur garnettii (small-eared galago) is the source of this 939-nucleotide messenger RNA. RefSeq names its product olfactory receptor 6C3-like. The record is from RefSeq and is a predicted model, not a curated record. Gene Ontology annotation, molecular function: G protein-coupled receptor activity; olfactory receptor activity. The transcript has a single exon. Lineage: Eukaryota; Metazoa; Chordata; Mammalia; Primates; Galagidae. Gene Ontology annotation, cellular component: membrane. The coding region runs from base 1 to 939 and encodes 312 amino acids. Gene Ontology annotation, biological process: G protein-coupled receptor signaling pathway.